This is a messenger RNA of Monosiga brevicollis MX1, 1287 nucleotides long. RefSeq lists its product as uncharacterized. Bases 1 to 1287 code for a protein of 428 amino acids. The record is from RefSeq and is a predicted model, not a curated record. Gene Ontology annotation, molecular function: phosphatidylinositol-4,5-bisphosphate phospholipase C activity. Lineage: Eukaryota; Choanoflagellata; Craspedida; Salpingoecidae. The transcript is spliced from 12 exons. Gene Ontology annotation, biological process: lipid metabolic process; phosphatidylinositol-mediated signaling.
AUGGAUCGGCCUUUGGCUCACUACAUCAUUAGUUCAUCCCACAACACUUAUCUGACGGGCGGGCAGCUCAACUCAGCCAGUACCGUCGAAAUCUACCGCCAGGUGCUGCUGGCCGGCUGUCGAUGCCUCGAGAUUGACAUUUGGAACGGCGACGAUGGCGAGCCCAUCGUGACCCACGGCAUGACUCUUUGUACUCAAAUCCUGUUCAAAGACGUCAUGCGCGCCAUUGCCGAAUACGCCUUUGUCAACAGCCCUUGGCCGGUGAUCCUGAGUUUCGAAAACCAUUGCAACAAAGAACAGAUGCGCAAGAUGGCUACGUACUGCAAGGAGGCGUUUGGCCAGCUCCUGCAAAGCGAAUUCUUGCCCGGAGAUGGCUAUGAUAAAUUGCCGCGCGAUUUGCCAUCUCCUCGUCAGCUCAUGUAUCGCAUCAUCAUCAAGAACAAGAAAUGCAAGACUUCUGGUUCCGAUGAGGACGCCGGUCAUGGCGAUCCAGACUCCAGCCAAGACUUCAGUGCCCAAGAUGAUUCGAUUACCUCGGACAACCGCGAUGGUGACUUGGGCAUGCACCAGGAAAUUGACGGCGAGAUUGAGACGGAGAACGAAGAAGAGUUGCAGCGCCGCAAGGAGCGCACCAAGGAAAUCGCCAAGGAGCUCUCUGAUCUGGUCAAUUACUGCACGCCGUACCCGUUCCAGGACUUUGUUGAUUAUAAUAAAUUACAACUCUCCCGCAUUUAUCCCGCUGGCUCGCGCAUCUCUUCCACCAAUUUUAACCCUCAACUCUUUUGGAAUGUGGGUUGUCAACUAGUUGCACUCAACUGGCAAACCAUGGAUCGGCCCAUGCAAAUCAAUUUGGGACGCUUCGUUGAGAAUGGACGCUCUGGCUACUGCUUGAAGCCCCCGAUUUUGUGUGACCCGUCCAAGUCGUUUGAUCCUUUCGAAGUAUCCGUCAUCGAGGGCGUGGUGCCCGUUCAAAUGACAAUUCAGGUGUUUUCCCUACAAGGCAUCCCACGCCGCGAUUGCCAGCCAAUCGUCAACAUUCAGCUCAUUGGCUUGCCAGAAGACACCAAGGCUCAUGUUUUCAACACGCGACCCAGUCGCGGCCGUGGCCUCAAUCCUCGGUGGAACUCGGACAACACCUUCAUCGUGCCGCGCAUCACACUUCCAGAAAUGUCGUGUCUCCGCUUCGCAGUCAUUGACAACAAGGAUCAAACGCUCCUGGGCUGGGCCGUGUUGCCUGUCAACUCCAUGCGCUCAGGGUUUCGCUACAUCCCCCUGGAGGUAAGUUGA